CACACGUUCCUCCUCUCUCGCGGCGGUGUUUGUGGUACCCGAACGGGCUCCGCGCCCCUGGUGUUGCAACAAAGCAGUAGGGGCGCGACGGACCCCCCGCGGAUCUGCACGCGCCGCGGGCGGGUAAAGGGAGGAAAACACAGCAGUGCCGGCAUCCGGCUCGAGGAAGGGAGUCAUGGAGCAAGCUGCCGAGGCUACCGCGGCGGCGGCGGGAGGCAUGUUCUCCGCGGGGGCGCUGUACCCGUUGGAGGUAAUCAAGACCAACCUCCAGGCACACACGAAGCAGAGCACUGGACGACCUUCGCCGUCGCAGACGCAGGAGGCCGAGGAGGGCGGGGGCGGGGAAAGACAAACAACGUCCCCGGGAGGGGAAAGCAGACGGGCGGGCGGAGAGGAGGAGGAGGAAGAGGGGUUGUUGUUGACAAGGCGAAGCAAGCAAGAGGAGCGGCAGCUGGACUGUCCUCCGUCCGUCGCUUCCGUGGCGAAAGAUAUUUACUCGAGGGAGGGCAUCGCCGGGCUCUACAGAGGGGUGUGGUACGCGUCGACGCAGAGCGGGGUGGAAAAGGCGGCGUACUUUUACGGCUACGGCUGGUUGAAGGCGCUGGCGCUGCGGGGGGGGGGAAGUCGGGGAGAGCUCAGCACGGCGACAGAUCUCGGGUUGGGCUACCUGGCAGAGGCGUUUCACCUUCCUUUUACGAUACCUAUCGAGGUUGUUCUGACGAAGAUUAUGACGUCGAAAGAGAAAACAAACGCGUUUGCGGUGAUUCAGGGUAUCCUCUCCGAGAGCGGACCGGCAGGCUUCUACACAGGGAUUCAGGCGUACGCCGUGCUCUGCUUAAAGCCAGCGAUCCAGUACGCUGUUUUCAAUCGCCUCAAGGCAAUCACGCUCGCCUACCGGGGUGACGGGCGCGGCUCUGCCCAACCGAAGGAGCUCACCGCCGUCCAGGCAUUCGUCAUCGGGGCCAUCUCGCGCGCCGUGGCAACGGUCAUCGUCUUCCCGUACAUCCGAGCCAAGGUCAUCAUCAUGAGCAAGAAAACGGGGGAGGGGAGCGGCAACGGCACCAAAUCCCCUUCGACAUCCAUCCUGUCGAGUCUCGUCACCCUCUUGAAGGACGACGGGUUUUCGGCGCUGUUCCAGGGCAUCACCCCAGAGAUCGGGCGAGGGGUACUGUCGGCGGCGCUGAUGAUGUUGGUGAAAGAAAAGAUUCACAGCACGGUCAAGGGCGCCAUCGUCGGCAACAGGACGUCGUGAAGCAUAUCCAACCGCAAGUCGAUUUCCCUACGAUUUUUAGUCACCCCGCGUUGCCUCUAGCCUGGCCUAUUACGGGGCGCGCGGCCCUGCUUCAAAGGGUGCUUUUUGGUCGCUAGAGGACGUUGACAUCCAGUAGCUAACAGGUCAAUCUUUGCGGUGGUUGGUGGGGGCUCCGAUGAUAACAUGAUGGAGGUUUGGUUAGCUGAUCACUUUUUGUUGUGCGGAGGUCUUCAUGCGCUGCUUGUUUUGUUUUGUUGUUGUGCUGUUCUUCUUUGCCAGACAUGAUGAGGUGACAUCAGUCUGUCUGUGGUCGUCUCUGUUUCAGGUAUUUUGUUGCUUUGGUUGCCGUCAAGACGUUCAUGUGUUGUCGCCGAGUCUGUUGUAGUGCCCGCACAUAAAGUAAGGGCACAGGCGGGGAGGCUCGUUUUGUAGAGAGUCGAAGAGCGGGUUCAAUCCUAGAUAUGCGUAGUGGGAUAAAACAAUACGAGCAUGGAUGUUUGAAGAGUGGAAACGCAAAGUUAUGUGUUUCUGGGAGCGAUGGGAGGCGGAAACGAGUGCGAUCAUCAUCCCGAAACCUAUGUUAUUUUUUAUCGGGAUAUCCUUUCGCUGCACGGUAGUGG
Ectocarpus sp. CCAP 1310/34 is the source of this 1872-nucleotide messenger RNA. The record is from the annotation of a GenBank genome assembly. NCBI's taxonomy places the organism in Eukaryota, Phaeophyceae, Ectocarpales, Ectocarpaceae.